CUCCCUCUCUCCCUCUCUCUCUCUCUCCCUCUCUCUCUCUCUCUCUCUCCCUUUCUCCCUGUGCAUCUCUCAAACAGGGAAAUCUCCAAACCCCAGGAUUUUUUUGGGCUUCUGUACUGUCCAUGGGAAGAGCAUGCAUUGUGGGUUACUGGAGGAACCUGACAUGGAUUCCACAGAGAGCUGGAUUGAAAGAUGUCUCAAUGAAAGUGAAAACAAACGUUAUUCCAGUCACACAUCUCUGGGGAAUGUUUCUAAUGAUGAAAAUGAGGAAAAAGAAAACAGAGCAUCGAAACCACAUUCUACCCCAGCUACUCUGCAGUGGCUGGAGGAGAACUAUGAGAUUGCAGAAGGAGUCUGCAUACCUCGAAGUGCCCUGUACAUGCAUUACUUGGACUUCUGUGAGAAAAAUGACACCCAGCCCGUUAAUGCUGCCAGUUUUGGAAAGAUAAUAAGACAACAGUUUCCCCAACUAACUACAAGAAGACUUGGGACCAGAGGACAGUCAAAGUAUCAUUACUAUGGCAUUGCAGUGAAAGAGAGCUCCCAGUAUUAUGACGUGAUGUACUCGAAGAAAGGAGCAGCUUGGGUCAGUGAGACGGGGAAAAAAGAAGUAAGCAAACAGACAGUGGCGUAUUCACCACGAUCCAAACUUGGGACAUUACUGCCAGAGUUUCCAAAUGUCAAAGAUCUAAAUCUGCCAGCAAGUCUGCCAGAAGAAAAGGUUUCUACUUUUAUUAUGAUGUACCGAACACAUUGUCAGAGGAUACUAGAUACUGUAAUCAGAGCCAACUUUGAUGAGGUUCAAAGUUUCCUCCUGCACUUUUGGCAAGGAAUGCCACCUCACAUGCUUCCAGUGCUGGGAUCUUCCACAGUUGUGAACAUAGUUGGAGUUUGUGACUCGAUUUUGUAUAAAGCUAUUUCCGGGGUGUUGAUGCCUACAGUGUUGCAGGCAUUACCUGAUAGCUUGACUCAGGUGAUUCGAAAGUUUGCAAAACAGUUGGAUGAGUGGCUAAAAGUGGCUCUCCAUGACCUCCCUGAAAACCUUCGAAACAUCAAGUUUGAAUUAUCGAGAAGGUUUUCCCAAAUUCUGAGACGGCAGACGUCACUAAACCAUCUCUGCCAGGCCUCAAGAACUGUGAUCCACAGUGCAGACAUUACUUUUCAAAUGCUGGAGGACUGGAGGAAUGUGGAUCUGAAUAGCAUCACCAAACAGACACUUUACACCAUGGAGGACUCUCGGGAUGAACACAGAAAACUCAUCAUACAAUUAUAUCAAGAGUUCGAUCAUCUCCUAGAAGAGCAAUCACCCAUAGAGUCCUACAUUGAGUGGCUGGAUACCAUGGUGGACAGAUGUGUGGUGAAGGUAGCAGCCAAGCGACAAGGUUCUUUGAAGAAAGUAGCCCAGCAGUUCCUUUUGAUGUGGUCGUGUUUUGGCACAAGAGUUAUUCGUGACAUGACUUUGCACAGUGCACCCAGUUUUGGGUCUUUUCACCUUAUUCACUUGAUGUUUGAUGACUAUGUGCUGUACCUGUUAGAAUCCCUGCAUUGCCAGGAGAGAGCCAAUGAGCUAAUGAGGGCCAUGAAGGGGGAAGGAAGCACUGCUGAUGUCAGAGAUGAGAUUGUAUUAGCAGAACCGGCCCCACCAACACCUUCCCCUGUACCAUCAUUUUCACCGGCAAAAUCUGCCACCUCCGUAGAAGUGCCAGCUGCCUCCUCACCGAUCAGUAACCCAUCCCCAGAGUACACCGGCAUGGCAACGACAACAGGUGCGAUGCAGUCCUACACGUGGUCCCUGACCUACACAGUAACUACAGCUGCUGGCUCCCCAGCUGAAAACUCCCAACAACUGCCCUGUAUGAGGAGUACUCAUGUGCCUUCUUCGUCCGUCACACACAGAAUACCCGUUUACCCCCAUAGAGAGGAUCAUGGAUAUACAGGAAGCUACAACUAUGGUAGCUAUAGCAACCAGCAUCCUCAUCCGAUGCAGAGUCAGUAUCCAUCUCUCCCCCAUGACACUGCGAUUUCUGGACCACUUCAUUACUCACCUUACCACAGGAGUUCCUCCCAGUACCCCUUUAACAGCCCCACCUCCCGGAUGGAGCCUUGUCUGAUGAGCGGUGCCCCGAGACUUCAUCCGACCCCGGUGACGCCUCGCUGGCCAGAAGUUCCCUCCUCCAACCCCUGCUACACAAGCCCGUCCAUGCAUUCGGCAAGGUAUGGAAACUCUAGUGACAUGUACACCCCCUUGACUACGCGCCGGAAUUCAGAGUACGAGCACAUGCAACACUUUCCCGGCUUUGCCUACAUUAACGGAGAAGCCACCACGGGGUGGGCUAAAUGAAAAUGACUCUCGUAUUUUGAACACAUAUUUAAGAAUAAAAAAAGACAACCACCACGCCCGGAAGACUCGAUCUCUGUAUGUGAUAACACAGGCGCUUUCGGAACGGACCCGCAGAUGGGAUGGAAGGUGGAACAGGUACUCUUCAGUUUGGACACUGGACUCACUGAAGUCCAGCAUGACCGUAUCCCGUGGCUAAGCCAGAUUCCCGAUUUCCACAAAGCGCUAUAUUCAGUAGGCCAACUGGUGCCUUCUUUUCUUCUUUUCCACGUCCCCUCAUUGUGUGCGCUCCGAUCCAGCGAGCCACUUCCUUCUCGGUUGAUGGAUGCUCCGAAGUCUUUCAGGACACUGGCUGGGGAGGGAGAUCUAUUUUGUACUUUGAUGGACACUUGAUUCACCGGGAACAAAAGCCCCAACACUCUGCCUCGCUUAUUCUGCCAAUCAGCACAUUGGCGAUGCUCAGCAGAGUCUUUCGGCACCAGAAAAGGCCCGAUAUCGGCCCCAGGUUAUGUGUUCUCCCCUGAGGGUUGCAGCACCUUUCCACUGCCUUGGGAAAAGGAUAAGCCGUUCACACCAACUCUGCCUACCUUAAGUUGACUGAAGCACUUAGUACAGUGCUCUGCUCAGUAAAUAAGAUUGAAUAAAUGAAUGAAGUCCUUCUUCAAGUAUUUGCCCCUAGUUUGCACAACUGCUAGAGUCAGUCUGGGGAAAAGCAGAGGAAGGGAUUUCUGAGGUUUGGCAAGUAAGUGAAUUUUUUGACCUUGAAGAUCACUCUCAGCUCUGUUACCGUAAUGUUACGAAUCGGAAUGAAUCAACUUCCCCCUGCCUAGCACCAAGUAUGAAAACGAUUCUUUUGGUUCCUUCACAAGAUUAUUAUUAUACUUGCUGACACUUUGAUAGGGAAAAAAAAGUCAAAGCUGUGCCUUUGAGCCUAUACUGUCUGUGUAUGUGUGGAAACAAAAUGUAUUGUACUCCUGGGAGAAAUUUUCGUAGACAUUUUUCUGUCAGACUUGUAGUGAUCUGUGAGGUUUGUUAGCAGUUAUUAACAUAGGUUUUCAUUCUGUAUUAUAAAGUGCCCCGAGCAAUUAUGGUGGACCAAUUACCCUAUGGGUAAGAAAUAAAUAAAUGGAAAUAUUACAGCGGAUGUUUUAGUAAUCGUUUUGUAAAUAAAGUCUUUGAUAGCACCA
Tachyglossus aculeatus (Australian echidna) is the source of this 3525-nucleotide messenger RNA. It is a transcript of the gene RFX4, whose product is annotated as regulatory factor X4. Gene Ontology annotation, molecular function: RNA polymerase II cis-regulatory region sequence-specific DNA binding; DNA-binding transcription factor activity, RNA polymerase II-specific. The record is from RefSeq and is a predicted model, not a curated record. NCBI's taxonomy places the organism in Eukaryota, Metazoa, Chordata, Mammalia, Monotremata, Tachyglossidae. Gene Ontology annotation, biological process: regulation of transcription by RNA polymerase II. The coding region runs from base 134 to 2341 and encodes 735 amino acids. The transcript is spliced from 18 exons.